CGGCCACAGACGCCCCGAAGAGGAAGAGGAAAAGGAAAAAGGGGGAGGAGCGGGGCUGGCGGAACGCCCCGACGCUGGGAAACUGAGGCACGCCCAAACACCAGGUUCUCCCUGUGCCCUCAGCUAACUAAAUCGAGUGCCUGCCUGGAAAGAACUACAUUUCCCGUCGACUUCCGCGCUCAACAAUAGGAAGGUUUCCUUCCUGCCCGAAGUCUUCUCCUCCUACAUCUCACCAGGCUCCGCCCUGCUGCCACUAAGCCUCAAAGCGGAGGGUCCCAGUGUCCCAACCAGGCAUGGCUGAUCCCCACCAGUUUUUCGACGACACAAGUUCUGCCCCAAGCCGGGGCUAUGGAGGCCAGCCAUCACCUGGUGGCCUGGGUUACCCCACCUCUUCAUCCGACAACGCAGCCUUCCUGGCUGCCCCUAUGUCCAACAUGGCGAUGGUCUACGGGAGCAGCCUGGCCGCUCAGGGCAAGGAGCUGGUAGACAAGAAUAUCGACCGCUUCAUCCCCGUCAGCAAGCUCAAGUAUUACUUUGCAGUGGACACGGUGUACGUGGGCAAGAAGCUCGGACUGCUGGUCUUUCCCUACCUUCACCAGGACUGGGAGGUACAGUACCAACAGGACACCCCAGUGGCCCCCCGCUUCGACAUCAAUGCUCCAGACCUCUACAUUCCAGCCAUGGCUUUCAUCACCUACAUCUUGGUGGCCGGCCUUGCACUGGGGACCCAGGAUAGGUUCUCCCCAGACCUCCUGGGACUGCAGGCGAGCUCUGCUCUGGCCUGGCUGACUCUGGAAGUCGUAGCUAUCCUGCUCAGUCUCUACCUGGUCACUGUCAACACCGACCUUACCACCAUCGACCUGGUGGCCUUCUUGGGCUACAAAUAUGUGGGGAUGAUUGGCGGCAUCCUCACAGGCCUGCUCUUUGGAAAGAUUGGCUACUACCUGGUGCUUGCUUGGUGCUGUGUGUCCAUCUUUGUGUUCAUGAUCCGGACACUGCGGCUCAAGAUCCUGGCCCAGGCAGCAGCCGAAGGAGUGCCGGUGCGCGGGGCGCGGAACCAGCUGCGCAUGUACCUGACUAUGGCGGUGGCGGCUGCGCAGCCGGUACUCAUGUACUGGCUCACCUUCCACCUUGUACGGUGAGCUGCGGCCUGGCCUCCAGCU
This is a messenger RNA of Mus pahari (shrew mouse), 1163 nucleotides long. It is a transcript of the gene Yif1b, whose product is annotated as Yip1 interacting factor homolog B, membrane trafficking protein. Gene Ontology annotation, cellular component: endoplasmic reticulum membrane; COPII-coated ER to Golgi transport vesicle; endoplasmic reticulum-Golgi intermediate compartment. Bases 294 to 1142 code for a protein of 282 amino acids. Gene Ontology annotation, biological process: endoplasmic reticulum to Golgi vesicle-mediated transport. The transcript has 9 exons. NCBI's taxonomy places the organism in Eukaryota, Metazoa, Chordata, Mammalia, Rodentia, Muridae. The record is from RefSeq and is a predicted model, not a curated record.